AUGAUCUCCGAUGAUGACCUCUACCGCCUCGCCAUCUUCCUUGGCUCCUGCGCCAUGAUGAUGAUCGUUUUAUACCACUUCCUCGACGUCAAUGCCAUCGAGGAGGACACCGCCGACACAGUGAGCCAGAAGGCUGAGGACUCUGCGCCGCUCGCGUCCACAGCCACCGCAGCCCAAAUGGCAAUUGUCAAUGUCAUGGCUUCAAUGCUUCUUCAGUAA
Messenger RNA from Penicillium arizonense, 219 nucleotides. Its product is annotated as dolichyl-diphosphooligosaccharide--protein glycosyltransferase subunit 4. The record is from RefSeq and is a predicted model, not a curated record. NCBI's taxonomy places the organism in Eukaryota, Fungi, Ascomycota, Eurotiomycetes, Eurotiales, Aspergillaceae. The transcript is spliced from 2 exons. Bases 1 to 219 code for a protein of 72 amino acids. Gene Ontology annotation, cellular component: oligosaccharyltransferase complex.